This is a messenger RNA of Melopsittacus undulatus (budgerigar), 7718 nucleotides long. RefSeq names its product scribble planar cell polarity protein (gene SCRIB). The transcript has 44 exons. Gene Ontology annotation, cellular component: postsynaptic membrane; basolateral plasma membrane; adherens junction. NCBI's taxonomy places the organism in Eukaryota, Metazoa, Chordata, Aves, Psittaciformes, Psittaculidae. The coding region runs from base 84 to 5597 and encodes 1837 amino acids. The record is from RefSeq and is a predicted model, not a curated record. Gene Ontology annotation, molecular function: protein binding. Gene Ontology annotation, biological process: receptor clustering; neurotransmitter receptor transport, endosome to postsynaptic membrane; neurotransmitter receptor transport postsynaptic membrane to endosome.
GGCCGGAUCGCGGCCGGAGCCAGGCCCGAGGCACGGCCGGACCCCCCGCUCGGCCGGGCCCGCUCCGCUCCGCUGCCGGCAGGAUGCUCCGGUGCAUGCCGCCGCUGUGGCGCUGCAACCGGCACGUGGAGGCGCUGGACCGGCGGCACUGCUCGCUGCAGGCCGUGCCCGAGGACAUCUACCGGUACAGCCGCUCGCUGGAGGAGCUGCUGCUGGACGCCAACCAGCUGCGGGAGCUGCCCAAGCCUUUCUUCAGGCUCCUGAACCUGCGCAAGCUGGGUCUGAGCGACAAUGAGAUCCAGAGGCUUCCCCCCGAGGUGGCCAACUUCAUGCAGCUGGUGGAACUGGACAUCUCACGCAAUGACAUUCCAGAAAUUCCUGAAAGCAUCAAAUUCUGCAAGUCCUUGGAAAUCGCAGACUUCAGCGGGAAUCCUCUCUCCAGGCUUCCAGAGGGCUUCACGCAGCUUCGCAGCCUGGGCCACUUGGCCUUGAAUGAUGUAUCCCUGCAGAGCCUCCCCAGUGACAUUGGGAAUUUGGCAAACCUGGUGACUCUGGAGCUGCGUGAGAACCUGCUAAAGACUCUCCCCACGUCUCUCUCCUUCCUUGUCAAGUUAGAACAGUUGGAUCUUGGUGGCAAUGACCUGGAAGUAUUGCCAGAUACCCUGGGAGCUCUACCCAACCUGCGUGAGCUCUGGCUGGACCGGAACCAGCUCUCAGCCCUGCCUCCAGAGCUGGGCAAUCUCCGCCGCUUGGUCUGUUUGGAUGUGUCAGAGAACAAGCUGGAGCAGUUGCCCAACGAGGUCAGUGGGCUGGUGGCCCUGACAGACUUGCUCCUGUCCCAGAACCUGCUGGAAUGCAUUCCAGAUGGGAUUGGUCAGCUGAAGCAGCUCUCCAUCCUCAAGGUGGACCAGAAUCGGCUGACAGAGGUGACAGAGUCAAUUGGGGACUGUGAAAACUUGUCAGAACUCAUCUUGACAGAGAACAUGCUGACCGCCCUACCGAAGUCCCUGGGCAAGCUGGCCAAGCUGACAAACCUGAACGUGGACCGGAACCGGCUGACGUCCCUUCCAUCGGAGAUCGGAGGUUGUGCCAACCUGAAUGUGCUGUCCUUGCGGGACAACCGCCUGGCCCUCCUGCCCCCAGAGCUUGCCAACACCACCGAGCUUCAUGUCCUGGACGUGGCUGGGAACAGGCUGCAGAACCUCCCGUUCGCGCUGACAAAUCUCAACCUGAAAGCUCUGUGGUUGGCAGAGAACCAGUCCCAGCCCAUGCUGAAAUUCCAGACGGAGGAUGAUGAGAAGACAGGAGAAAAGGUUCUCACAUGUUACCUGCUUCCCCAGCAACCCUCUCCCAGCCUAGAGAAUCUUUUGCAGAACAGUGUGGACGAGAGCUGGACAGACACCAACUUAAACAGAGUCAGUGUGAUUCAGUUCCUGGAUGAACCCAAAGGAGAUGACGAAGAGGAGUCAGGAGCUGAGAGAAGGGGUCUGCAGCGCCGAGCAACCCCUCACCCCAGUGAGCUGAAGGUCAUGAAGAAGGUGAUGGAGGUGCGGCGCAGUGAGGUGUGUGCUGCCAGGGCCGACGCCAACAGGAAUUCCCCCAGCUCCGAGGAGAAGAGGCUGAGCGCCCUAUCUAACCGCAGCGAGGAUUCCCACCUAUCCAACAGCACUGCCUCUGCUGACUGCAGGGGAGAGGAGCUGGGAGAGGACAGGGAGAGGAGCUGGCCAAAUGGGCAGGAUGUGAGGGACCUGGAGAGGGAGGAGAAGCCCAGGGCUGAAGAGGAGCGUAAGGAAGCUGCUGACCAAGAGGAGGAAGAUGUGGAAGUGGAAUACAAUGAGCCCACUGUACACUUUGCUGAGGACACACUGAUACGGAGUGAGGAUGAGGAUGAAGAUGAAGAGCGACCAUUCCCAGUGGAGAAACAGAGGCUCAUCCGCAAGGACACACCCCAUUAUAAGAAACACUUUAAGAUCACUAAAUUGCCCAAGCCAGAGGCAGUGGUGGCACUGCUCCAGGGGCUGAGCACUGAUGGAGUCCCCAGAGAGGAAGAGGAGUUGGGAGGCUGCAAUAACAACACAGAGCCUGAGGAUCCAGAGGAGGCCUGGGAUGAGGAUGACAGGAAGAACGGAGUUUUAUCUGCUCAGCCACCAGUGAAGGGGGUGUCGUUUGAUCAAGCCAAUAAUCUGCUGAUUGAACCUGCUCGCAUUGAGGAGGAAGAGUUGACACUGACGAUCGUGCGGCAGACGGGGGGGCUGGGCAUCAGCAUCGCGGGGGGCAAGGGCUCCACCCCCUAUAAGGGUGACGAUGAGGGCAUCUUCAUUUCCCGUGUGUCAGAGGAGGGUCCUGCAGCUCGUGCAGGCGUUCGUGUUGGGGACAAGCUUCUGGAGGUGAACGGUGUGUCCCUGCACUGUGCGGAGCAUCACGUGGCGGUGGAAGCUCUGCGUGGAUCAGGAAGCUCUGUGUCCAUGACCGUCCUGCGGGAGCGGAUGGUGGAGCCGGAGAACGCCAUCACCGUCACAGCGCUGCGCCCCGAGGAUGACUACAGCCCUCGGGAGAGGAGGGGUGGCCUUCGCUUCCCAGAGCGGCCUGAGGGAGCAGCUCCCACCGAGAGAUAUUCCACCUGCCUCGUGCGCAAUGAGAAGGGUCUGGGCUUCAGCAUUGCUGGUGGCAAAGGCUCCACACCCUACCGCGCUGGUGACACGGGGAUCUUUAUCUCACGGAUUGCAGAGGGUGGCGCAGCCCAUCGGGACGGAAUCCUGCACGUAGGAGAUCGGGUCAUCUCGAUCAAUGGGGUAGACAUGACAGAAGCCAGGCAUGAUCAGGCAGUAGCGCUGCUUACCGCAUCCUCCCCCACCAUCGCGCUGCUGGUAGAGAGACAGGGUGUGGAGCAGCUCAGCGACGGAGAUGCGCCCGGCACAGCACGGGCACGGAUGCACUCACCACCACCGCCCCCCGGCCCUGGCCCCGGGGACAGCCCACACGAGGAUGCACCGGUGCCGCUGAAGAACCACCUCUCCAAAGGGAUGGAGGAUCAGUAUCCCAUUGAGGAAAUUCAUCUUGUGAAGGCAGGUGGUCCCCUGGGACUCAGCAUUGUCGGAGGCAGUGACCAUUCAAGCCAUCCAUUUGGGAUUCAUGAACCUGGUGUCUUCAUUUCAAAGGUGAUUCCCCGUGGACUGGCAUCUCGCAGUGGGCUCCGGGUAGGGGACAGGAUCCUGGAGGUAAAUAGCAUUGACCUGCGCCAUGCUACCCACCAGGAAGCAGUCAAUGCCCUGCUCUCCAACACCCAGGAGCUGACCAUGUUAGUGAGGCGAGAUCCACCACCACCGGGUAUGCAGGAGAUAUGCAUUGAAAAGGCUCCAGGAGAAAAGCUGGGCAUCAGCAUCCGGGGUGGAGCAAAAGGUCACGCUGGAAACCCAUUUGAUCCCACUGAUGAAGGCAUCUUCAUUUCUAAGGUGAGCUCCUCUGGGGCUGCAGCCCGGGAUGGUCGUCUGAAGGUGGGAAUGAGGAUCCUAGAGGUGAACCAUCAGAGUUUGCUGGGAAUGACGCACACAGAAGCUGUGCAGAUCCUCCGAAGUGUGGGUGAUGCUCUCCUCGUGCUGGUGUGUGAUGGCUUCGAUCCCAAGGCUGCUGCUGCCAUUGAGCUGUCCCCAGGAAUUAUUGCAAACCCUUUUGCUGCUGGUAUUGGGCGCAAGAAUAGCCUGGAAAGUAUCUCUUCUAUUGAUCGGGAUUUAAGCCCUGAAGAACUGGAGAUCCUCCAGAAGGAGAUGGAAAUGGUGAGAGAAGCAACUCAGUGGGAGAGAGAAGAAAUGGAGAAAGUGGAGUGGAUGCGUAGGGAGCGGGAGGCAGCCACCCAGCAGCUUGAGGAGGAGGCAGAGAACAUCACCAGUGAACCUUUGAGGCUGGACUACCGGACCCUGGCUGCUUUGCCCAGCACUGGUCUACAGAGGGUAAAUCGCACUGCUCCUGCGGGCGAGUCGGGGACAGGAAAUGCCAGGCGUGAACCCCCCUAUUCUCCUUGUAACCAGCAGGCUUCCAUUAACUUCAUUACAUCGCAGGAUGAAAGUAAAUCUACCAAGCCAGGCGUCAUUCAGCCUCUUUCCCGAGUGCGACAAAAUGCUGCCUCACAUAAUUCGGAGGACGGGGACAGCCCCAAUCCCUUCCAGCAACCUGAGCUGUGCUUCAGUAUCCAGAACUCUCAGAAGCCACCUUCACCACCCUCUCCAGACGAGAUCCCCUUCAAUGUCAAGCAAGCAUACAAGACCUUUGCAGCAGUGCCCUUGUCACACCCUCUGCUCGAGACACAGGAGCUUCCUGGUCAGACCAGCUCAGAGAAUUCCAAAGCUGCCCUGGAGGUGACCACGCAGAGCCCCAGUGGCCUGCCCAGCCCUGAGCAGAGGUCCUUCCGUGAGAGGCAGAAGUACUUUGAAAUUGAGGUGAAGCAGCAGCAGAUGGACAAACCUCCCAAGCGUGUCUCCUUGGUGGGAGAGGAUGACCUGAAGAAAAUGAAAGAAGAGGAAGCUCGAAAACUGCAGCAGAAACGUACCCUUCUGUUGGAAGAGGAAGCAGAAGAGGAUGAGGUGGUGAAACAGGUGCCUAAGAUGAGCAUGCAGUCCAGUGUCAUCAUUGAAGGAGUUGAGUACAAGAUUGAGAAACUAAAUGGAAGGAACAUCCAGGCUUCAGCAGCUCGGCCCUCUGAGGUCAAUGAGAACAACAGUUCACAGAGGAAUUCACUGGAAGAGGGAAUCAAGCCUGAACAGAGAACCAACUCUAUGUCUGGGCUGAGUCCGUUAUACCUUGGAGCAGGGGAUCCAGUGGCACCGGUGAGGACAGCCAAAGCCGAGCGGCGGCACCAGGAGCGGUUGCGAAUGCAGAGUCCUGAGCUUCUGAGUGGUCAAGAGAAGGAGCUUUCUCCAGCAGAACGUCGUGCUCUGGAGGCAGAGAAACGAGCCAUGUGGAGAGCAGCACGAUCCUCAGCUUUUGAAGACAGUAUUAAACAGUACGAGCAGGAUCUGGCCAGGAAGCUGUACCAGUCCCGACAGUGGGCUCCUGCUCCUGGGGCCAGGCCAGCUCAGAUGUCUAGUGCAAUGCAGAGUCACGCCUCAAGAACCCCUGGGUCAGGAAGCCAAUCCAGGAUGAAAUCACUUGAACAGGAUGCUCUGAAAGCCCAAAUGGUUAUUGCCAAGUCUAAGGAGGGGAAAAAACGCAGCACACUGGAGCAGUUGGCAGAAUCACCUUCACCUGUCCCCACCCCGUCACCAACACCACUGGAAGAUUGUGGUCCCAGAAACAUCACUUCACCAGGAAGGCUGUCCAUGUCUGAAAAGAAGUUUGACUACCGGGAAUUUGCUGCUAUUCCUUCCUCCAAACCUGUUUACGAAAUCCAGUCACCUGAUGCAGCUGAUGACCUCAGAUACGUAGAUGACAGAAAUAACUCAGUUCCCCAGGAGGAGGAUGGGCAGCCAGAGGAAGAGGAAAUGUUAGUGACACGUGAUUCAUCAACACCCACUUCAUCAGCACUGGAAGAAAUGGCCCUGUACAGCAGCAAACGCAAACUCCGACACAGCCGGCGCAGCUUGGAGGCUGCUGUCCCUACGUAGAUCUGAUGGACCUGGGCAAUGGAAUAGCCCGGCACAGGCCUCUUGAGCUUCCUGUGCUCCAGGGACAGCACUGGACUGCCCACACUGCAGCCUCCUGGACUCUGGAUGGGAACUGAGCACCCCAGGGAGCACUGUGGUCAACUAACUUCAAGGCUGUGAACCGCCCUCUUUUCUCACCCAAGGAUGCACUGGGGCAUGUCCUGAACAAAAUGGGACAACACUAGACUUAGUGGUGGCAAAUUGAGAGGAGGUGUGGGUAGGACAGGGGGCAGCUGCAGCUUGUUAGCCUGUAAAUAGUGUGUGUGGGGAAAGGGUAGGACAGGGAGAAUAUGAGUGUGAGAGUGUGUUGGGUUCCAGCUGUUACUUCCUCAACCUGGAUUUUUUAGUGGUUUACUGUGGGAGCUUCUCCUCUGGCAUGAGUUAGAAGGAAGGUCCAGCCUGCCUUUGCUCAUACUUAAUUUCCAGUCUUUUGCCAAAAAGCAUCUCCUCCCACCUCUCCCUCCCAUGUCACCUCACUUGCUUUUGGGAGCGUGUGGAAAUGGGUGGCUUGGAGGCAAAAAGAAGAAAGAAAAAAAAAACCAAACCAAAAGGAAUUCCGGUGAAAUACCUGCCUCUGACCUUGAUACCUGUGUGCUCAAGCAAAGACAACUGACUGAGCAGGAGCCUGUGCCAGCUCUGUGCCACUUACCUCUGUGAGCACAGCAACCUGUCCUGCAUAGGAAGCUGCUCCUGAGAGCAUUCUGUGCUCUUCUGGGGGGCAGGUACUGCCUGGGUGUACACAUAAGGUGUGUAUCUCGUGCAUGCAGUGUGAACCCCUCAGCAAGCACACUGACUUGUCAGAGGAGGCCAGAUAGGCAGCUUCUGUCAGCACCAGGACUGAUCUGGGAUAGAAGUGAGAGGGGAGCUGAGCAGCUGUAGCAGAGUGUAGAAGUGUGCAUGUGUGACAGCAGUAGAGAGCAGGGUAGUUGGGGAUUAGGAUAUGGUGGCAGAGGUAGGAGGUGUAAACAGCAGAUAAGAUAGUGGGUUAGGAUUCAGGAAACAGGGAAGGGUAGGAAGUGGCAUUGCUGGGGUCAGGUUAGGAGUGAAGAGGUCUUACAGGUAGGAGGAUACUGGUGGGUGACUUACCUGCUAGCUGUGAAGUGAAAUGUGAUGUUACGAGGUGCCCGGCUUGGAGCUCUGGAGGAGUAGAGUGAAGUACAGUGGGUCUGGCCUAUGCCUUGCAAUAACUACACAGUUCUACUGUUUGCAAACUUGUUGGCUUCAGACCCCUUUUCAUGUAGCACGGGGAGGAUACAUGCUUGCCCAGGCAGGAGGGAGAAAAUGAAAAUGAAAAGGAGGGUGUGAUUCCCGGUUUCCAUGGGUGGAAGAAGGGCUGUGAACAGAUUCUGUAUCAAGUGAGCUCUGCAGACAUGGAGGAGACAGAUGCUGCUGAUAGCACUGAACUUGGUCUCUGCUGCCCAAUGCUGAAAUAAAACAUCCCCCUUUUUUUGUUUUCUGGUUUUUUAAUGCCUCUAACAGGGAGAAAGGUGCCCGAGCUUGGCAGGGACCCGACCUGUCCAACCUGAUACAUUGGUGCUCCCUGCUGAACCAAUCCAGCAGUAAGACCAGAGUUGGACCUUAAGCCUUUCAGUGGCUUGGGAGUGACAGGUACUUCUGCUUGUGUAUGUGCUGAAUGAAAGAAAUGAAGUUUUUCUUUUAGUUGAUACUCUCCCUUCAUGCCAAAAUCCAGUGGAUCAUUUUAACUGAUUUUGUAUGUUUUGAUUUUACAGAGCUUUGAAGGGGGACUCUGAUAAUCUCAAACUGCAGCUGUGGCUGCUUCCAUCAUCAGCAAUUUGAGCUUUUCCUUUUUAAAUCUAAUUUUAGCAUUUUCUUUUUAACAACAGCAGUUUUGGAAACAAUCCUGGAUUGGGUUUGGUGACUAACUUGUGAUUCUCUUUUUCUUUCCAUUUGCGGUACCUGGUGCCAGGCUCUGGGUUCUCUCCCAUUCUCUCCUGAGAGACUCUGAGGGAAAAUUAGCGCAUCAAGACUGUAACUAGUGAAAUUUGUACAACCAAAGAAAUCUAUUUUGUUGUUUAAGGAUAAUAAAGUUUACUUUACAUUUUAGAACCUUUAGUUAACGUA